Macadamia integrifolia is the source of this 915-nucleotide messenger RNA. RefSeq names its product prostatic spermine-binding protein-like. The transcript has 5 exons. The coding region runs from base 181 to 915 and encodes 244 amino acids. The record is from RefSeq and is a predicted model, not a curated record. Gene Ontology annotation, molecular function: protein dimerization activity. NCBI's taxonomy places the organism in Eukaryota, Viridiplantae, Streptophyta, Magnoliopsida, Proteales, Proteaceae.
AAAAUCACCUUUUUAGUUCUUCCUACUGCAAAAACCGUUGCUCUCUUCACGUUGAGCAGAAAACGAAGAUGGCAUCAGAGGGAGACAUUCCUCCUCCCACACUUGCAUAUAUGGAGCUUGCUAUACAGCAGGCAAAACUGGCGUUGGACAGCCUCGAAGUGCCUGUUGGCUGAUUGGUGGAUGAACUAUGGAUGGAGCGCUCCAAGCUUGAGGCCAAUCGCAAUGAAAAUAUUAUCAUGCACGGCAUCCUCAAGUGGUUGUGAACGUAACUGGAGUACUUUCGGAUUGAUACACACCAAACCUCGGAAUCGUCUGAGUUAUGAGAAGCUGGAGAAGCUAGUGUAUGUGCACUACAACAUGAAAUUGAAGAUGAAAUAUUUAGAAUUGGAGAAAUCAGGGGAUGAUAUUGAUGUCAACCCAAUUGACAUCACCCACAUACUCGACGAGGAAGAUCCAGUUAAGGGAUGGAUUGAGGAGAUUGAAAAUGUUUUAGUGUUGGACAAAUUGUCUGAAGAUCGACGAGAAACCACACCUGAUCCCAUUAUAGAUGACCUCAUUAGAGAUAUAAAUGAAGAUUUUAAAAAUAUUGUUGAUGAUGAAACCCAAGCACCAUCAACUAUGGAAGAGGAUGAUGAUGGCUCCAAUGAUGACGAUAUUAGGAGGACGAGAUCAGGUGCUACAUAUAGCGUAACUCAACCAGAUAGUGAUGAUGAUGAUCAAGACAAGGAUGGUGCUGAUGGUGCUGCUGCUGAUGAUGAUGAUGAUGAUGAUGAUGAUGAUGAUGAUUAUGGUAAUGAUGAUGAUGAUGGAUUUCAAGUGGAAGGGUUGGAGGUAGGGAGCAACAAAGGUUGUGGCCAGAAGGUGGUUGCUGGGAGGUUAAGGCACCAGGAGUUAUGGGAAAAAGUAAUGGGAUAA